CUUUUAGUGUCAAUUUACCUCCCGUGCGGAUCAGUUGGUUUUGUAUCGCAGCGCUGCUCGACUCAGAGUCAGUUCAGUUCAGUUCAGUCAGUAAUCGGUCGGUCGGUUGGAUUGUUUCGCAACAGGUUUUCCCAACUACGCAGUGCAUGCUGAUGAAUGCCAAGAUCGUGCUUCAAAUGUGUGGAUUACGAGAAGAAGAAGGAUGGUUGGCGCAAAACGUGCAAAUUCACUAUCGUUACUAAAAAUCUAGAGAAAAGUGCAAGUGUGUUUUCCUGUUUCGGUUCGACAAUUUAUGAUAAAAAUAAAUUGCCAGUAGAGAGUGAGAGGGCAAAAACAUAUCGCGAGUGAAAAAGUUCUGUGCCGGGAAGAAGUUUUGUUAAAACACCAUCAGCGGAGUAGUGAUUCCCGCGUCAGAGCAAUUCCGUAACGCACAAGUGAGUGAUUUCCACACACUGAAAAUAGCCUGCGAAAACAUCAACAGCGCAAAAAAGCCGACCCAACAUCAACAACAGACUACGGACGACAACAUGUGUCAGGAUCGAGUUAUGAAGCUGCUAAUAUUCGGCUUUAUCGCCGGCUUCCUGCUUCAAGAAUGUCAUGCCUCACCUCAUCCGGCCAGCAGUAGUCUAUCGAAGGAACGGAGAGGUGGAACGACGGCCGAGGAGGACGACUACAACUACGACGACGAGGAUGAACCCUCGAAGGAGCUGGGAACCAACGACGUGAACGGGGCCGAUCUCAACACGAUGCUCCUGACCAAAAACCACACCGUCGAGACGGAGAUCAACGAUACGGUGACGCUGCCCUGCCGGGUGACCAAUCCGCAGAACAACACCAUCGUUAUGUGGUUCAAAACCACCACCCUGCUGUACGUCCGGGACAAUAAGCACUCCAAAGACCCUCGGCUAUCGCUGGGCAGCGAUUACUCCCUCACGAUCCAGAACGUCAACGUGGAAGAUGACUCCAUCUACAAGUGCAUCGUCUACCCGGUCAACAAAUCCGCUUACAUCACCCUGAAAGUCAGAGGCCCACCGUACAACGUGAUGAUCACCCACGGUAACAACGAUCACACCAAUCGCAAUUUGGUGAUCCAACAGCGCGAUCGAAAGUUUAUCAUCCACUGUCGGGCCUCGGGUUUCCCCACGCCACUGAUCUCAUGGUCCUUCCGGGGAAAACAUUUGGACGAAAAUCACGCCAAACAGACCGGCAUCAACAUUCGCAAGGAGUUCCUGGAAAUUCAUGACGUCAAGCCUCAUCAUGCCGGCGAUUACGAGUGCUUGGCCCAGAACGGAAUCGGCGAACCAGUGAGUGCCGCUGUGAACGUUCAGAUCAAAUCCAGAGUUGUACUGAUUGGACCCAGUGAAGACGACAGUAGCGCUUCGCCCCCGGACGAUAAAGAAGCAAUGCCCUCGAUCGCUAAGCACAUCGAUUAUCUGAACACGGCCAUCGGAGACACCGCCGAGUUGGUUUGCCUGUACCACAGUGAUCCGACCGCCAUCAAGAUCCAGUGGUUCCGAGGAGACGAGCCACUGCACGACAGUGCCAAGUUCACCAUCAGCCGGGAUCACCACAACCACCACAUGAGAACACGGUUAACCGUCAAGGAUGUCGAGCAGAAAGAUUUGGUGACCUACGUGUGCAAGAUUACGAACAACCUUGGAGAAGCGAUGGCCAAGACUACCCUGGGCUUGCUGCCAGGUGCCGCCCAUCUGGCGAACUUCAGCUAUUCGGACGGACUGCUGCAUACCAUCUGGAGGGUGCGAAGCGUACAGCCCCUGUCCGAUCUGCAGAUCCUGUACAAGGGAGAAAACACCAAAUAUACCACUAUCGACGCUACCAUUUCAGAGCAGAACAAAGAGGAAAACGGCGAUUUUUGGAACAUCAAACGCUCGAUCCGGCUGCCCGAGGGCGAAUGGUUCAUCACUGCCCGCGCCAAAAACACCGAAGGUUGGGCCUACACGGAAACCGUUCCUCUGCAGUUCCAAAUCCCCGGUGAAGUCUCGCUGGAGAACCGAGCUCCCGGAGGCAGCUCCGGUGCUUCCAUCCGACAGGUGUCGUCCGCCAGCUUAGCCGUGCUGGUCCUCCUUGCGGUGCUUAGACGAAUGCAUUAAGUUGCGGAGCGAGCGGACUGCUGACCCGUGAAGGAAGAAGCUUAUUUUGGUUGCCUUCUUCCGAUUGAAAUUAGAAUCGGUCUGGAAGAUUUGCGUUGACUACGUUGAUGACGAAUAAAAAAAAGUAUUUAUUUGGAGAAAAAAAUCGAAGAUCUGCUAAGUGCUAAGGGACGCCUUCUUGAGCAGGAAAGCGAUGCGUAGUUAUGUAUAAAACAAAUUAGAAUGUGUAGAUUAGCCAACGAGAGAAAUAUGCGAAAUGCCUUGUAGUUUAUCACCAAAAGCCACAUCCAAAAAAAAAACGCACGAACCAAUGGAGCAAGUUAAAUCAUAGGAAAAUCCAGCAAACACACGCAUUAGACCGAUUUUGAAUCGUUCACGCUUUGACCCACGUCCGAACCAACAGCAAACACCGGAAAUAAAGCACCACCAAUGUUUCAUGUAUUGUAAAUCUAGUUAAACGAUUGUAAGGUUCGCUAAAACACAAUAUCAGCGCAGAAAGAAAACCAAAUAAAAACGCUUACGGAUUAAUUUUUAUGUUAGACAGUUGUUAUAAUUUAGUCUAUGUUCUGUUCAUUCUCAACUUAUGUUCUGUUUCUACUCCGAUCAUACUUUUACUAGAGCCUAGAGUUAAUCAACUAUUUUCCUGCCCUUCGUUGUAAAUUUGAACUACUGUUUAAGGAUUUAUUCAGAUAUAGGUUCAUAAAUAAAUUUCCAAACUCUGUGUAAAAUAUUAAUGAAAAGUGAAAUCUAGUACAUAUACAUACAUCUAUUUUGUAACAAUAGAAGACGUACUAAUUUUAGCAUUAUUGAAAGUGAAACAGUAGAAACUAUACUUAACACAUUGUAAGAUCUAAAUCAAAUCCUACAUAAGUUCUACUACAGUCAUGCACACCGAUAUAAGAAUACAUACAAAACACACAAAAUAGGCAGCAAACACAACUUGUUUAGGGUAGCUAGCGGAAUAAUUGUUAACUAAAAACAAUUCAGUGUGUUGAAUGCCACCGUAUUUAGCAAGUUACAGAAAACCACGCAAAAAUUUCAAGGGCGACCCUUCGAUGAACGCGAAUCAUCAUCGCCAGGAAGUGCGCCGUAAGCCAUAUUUAUAUUUAUUAACCAUGUACCGUACCAUAGUGUAAUACUAUUCUCCUAUAGCAAAAAACAUAUUCUCUCUACUUUCGAUAGUUAUACGUCUUUUCGGUAUCACAGUUCGAAUGCGGAGGAGUAACAGUUGGGCAAAAGUCGAUGGGUAGACAUGCGUAGAUGCAGGAAACAGGAUAGAACACUAGAACAUAAGAUACGGUCGGCUAUGAACUCGAUUGGAGGGACAAAAACUGGCUUAUGAAUUGGUGAAAUAAGUGUAGGUUUAACGUGUAAGAAAAACUAAUUGCAGUGAGACGGAUGGAAUGUACUAGGAAAGUAAAAUUGAAAAUAAACUUAGAAACAGUAACAA
This is a messenger RNA of Aedes aegypti (yellow fever mosquito), 3561 nucleotides long. RefSeq names its product igLON family member 5. The transcript has 13 exons. Gene Ontology annotation, molecular function: axon guidance receptor activity. Bases 528 to 2111 code for a protein of 527 amino acids. Gene Ontology annotation, biological process: synapse organization; homophilic cell-cell adhesion. NCBI's taxonomy places the organism in Eukaryota, Metazoa, Arthropoda, Insecta, Diptera, Culicidae. Gene Ontology annotation, cellular component: axon; plasma membrane; neuronal cell body. The record is from RefSeq and is a predicted model, not a curated record.